AUGUCAAUCGACAACUGUGUAUCAAUCAGUCUUUAUACAUUCUGUGAUGCAUCUAAAUUGUCUUUCGCAACAGUCAUUUUCUUAAGAAGCGAAAGUAAAGAUCAAGUGUCAGUGCAAUUAGUUCUUGCUAAAUCAAGAAUUGCACCAUUGAAAACGAUGUCAAUCCCUAGGCUGGAAUUAAUGGCAUGCACAAUAGGCGUACGUCUUACUGAUACAGUAAAAAAGGCUUUAAGUAUCCAAGACAUUGAAAAAUAUUAUUGGACGGACUCGACUUCAGUGUUGUAUUGGAUAACUCAUGACGAUACAUGGACUGUGUUUGUAAAAAAUCGAGUUAAGGAGAUAAGGAAAUUGUCUGACCAAACAAAGUGGCGACAUGUGCCAGGCUCAGAGAAUCCUUCGGACUUACCUUCAAGAGGUUGCUCAGUGCACAAACUGAUAGAAUCUCAUUGGUGGGAGGGUCCUCAUUGGCUGAAGUUGUCAAAAGAAGAAUGGCCUCAUUCUACCUUUAUUGAUGACACAGAAAAAGUUGAUAGUGAGAUGAGCAAGAUAGUUGCAACGGCAUUAAAUAAUGUCAAGGACUUUUCUUCGAAAGUUUUCAGCUACUUUUCGACAUACAAGAAAAAUCUAAAAAUGAUGGGAUGGAUAUCAAGGUUCUUAGAAAAUUCCCGUAAGAAAAGAGAAGAAAGACAGCAGGGAGAGCUUAAAGUUCAUGAGCUAGAAAAGGCAGAAAAAGUAAAAUUCAUACAACAUAACUCCUUCUCAUCUGAGGAUAUUGAAAAAUUAAAGUUCAUUUGUGUGUUUGAAGAUGAAGGAAUUUUGAGAGUCAAGACAAAGCUUUUCAGAAGGAAAGAUAAAGAAGAUUUUAAAUGUCCCAUAGUUUUACCCUCUGAUCAUCCUCUAGUGGAACAGUUAAUUUACGAAAGACAUUUGGUCUCAUGCCACAGUGGAACCCAAGUUGUCCUGGCAGAUCUUCGAGAAAAAUUUUGGAUUCUUAGAGGCCGGAAGACGGUUCAAAGGAUCUUGAAACAAUGCAUUCGAUGUAAGAGAAAUGCUUCAAAGAAAUUAGAAACCAUGCCUGCUCCCCUUCCGGAAGAAAGGGUACGAGAUGCAUUGGUUUUUGAAGUGACAGGGGUUGACCUGGCCGGACCACUUUACUUGAAGAAGGGGGAUAAAGCAUGGAUAUUAUUACUUACUUGCGCCGUGUAA
Messenger RNA from Uloborus diversus, 1206 nucleotides. RefSeq lists its product as uncharacterized. The transcript has a single exon. Bases 1 to 1206 code for a protein of 401 amino acids. The record is from RefSeq and is a predicted model, not a curated record. NCBI's taxonomy places the organism in Eukaryota, Metazoa, Arthropoda, Arachnida, Araneae, Uloboridae.